Peromyscus californicus insignis is the source of this 1973-nucleotide messenger RNA. RefSeq names its product exosome component 9 (gene Exosc9). Gene Ontology annotation, cellular component: nuclear exosome (RNase complex); cytoplasmic exosome (RNase complex). The transcript is spliced from 13 exons. Gene Ontology annotation, biological process: TRAMP-dependent tRNA surveillance pathway; U1 snRNA 3'-end processing; nuclear mRNA surveillance. The record is from RefSeq and is a predicted model, not a curated record. NCBI's taxonomy places the organism in Eukaryota, Metazoa, Chordata, Mammalia, Rodentia, Cricetidae. Bases 80 to 1396 code for a protein of 438 amino acids.
ACGUCAAUUUUCCACGCCGGGAAGAAGCUACCUUGCGGAGUUUUCUCGGCGCGGAUUUUCUUCUGUGUGUCCCGACACUAUGAAGGAAACGCCGCUCUCCAACUGCGAGCGCCGCUUCCUUCUCCGGGCCAUCGAGGAGAAGAAGCGGCUGGAUGGCAGACAAACCUAUGAUUACAGGAACAUCAGGAUCUCAUUCGGAACAGAUUAUGGAUGCUGUAUUGUAGAACUUGGGAAAACAAGAGUUCUUGGGCAGGUUUCCUGUGAACUUGUUUCUCCAAAACUCAAUAGGGCAACAGAAGGUAUUCUGUUUUUUAACCUUGAACUUUCUCAGAUGGCUGCUCCAGCUUUUGAACCUGGCAGGCAGUCAGAUCUCUUGGUGAAGCUAAAUCGACUCUUGGAAAGGUGUCUAAGAAAUUCAAAGUGUAUAGACACUGAAUCUCUCUGUGUUGUUGCUGGUGAAAAGGUUUGGCAGAUACGUGUAGACCUCCACUUAUUAAAUCAUGAUGGAAAUAUUAUUGAUGCUGCCAGCAUAGCUGCAAUCGUAGCCUUGUGUCACUUCCGAAGACCCGAUGUCUCUGUCCAAGGAGAGGAAGUAACGCUGUAUACUCCAGAAGAGCGCGACCCUGUGCCCUUGAGCAUCCACCACAUGCCCAUCUGUGUCAGUUUUGCUUUCUUCCAGCAAGGAACAUAUUUAUUGGUGGACCCCAAUGAGCGAGAAGAACGAGUAAUGGAUGGCUUGCUGGUGAUCGCCAUGAAUAAGCAUCGAGAAAUUUGUACUAUUCAGUCUAGUGGUGGGAUAAUGCUGCUCAAAGACCAGGUUUUGAGAUGCAGUAAAAUAGCUGGUGUGAAAGUAGCAGAAAUUACAGAGCUAAUACAGAAAGCUUUGGACAAUGACCAGAGAGUUAGGAAAGAAGGUGGAAAGUUUGGCUUUGCAGAGUCGAUAGCAAACCAAAGGAUCACAGCAUUUAAAAUGGAGAAGGCCUCUGUUGACACCUCCAACAUAGAGGAGAAAGCAGAAGAAAUUAUUGCUGAAGCCGAACCUCCUCCAGAAGUUGUUUCUGAACCUGUGCUGUGGACUCCUGGAACUGCCCAGAUUGGAGAUGGAAUAGGAAACUCCUGGGGUGACCUAGAGGAUUCUGAGAAGGAAGAGGAGGAGGAAGGGGGCAUUGAUGAAUCUGUCAUUCUUGAUGAUACAAAGAUGGACACUGGAGGAGUUCCUGAUACUGGAAGCCAAGGUGCCCCUAUAGUGUUGUCAGAUAGUGAAGAAGAAGAAAUGAUCAUUUUGGAACCAGAUAAGAAUCCAAAGAAAAUCAGAGCUCAGACCACCAGUGCAAGAGAAAAGGCACCAAGUAAAAGUCAAGGGAAAAGGAGGAGGAAGAAGAGAACUGCUAAUUAAAGCUAAAAUGGACUACUACCACUGCUAGCAGCAGGCAAUUAUCCAAGAUUCUUGAAGCAGAGCUUUCAAAUGCAAGCUUCCAGCUAAGCUUUCUGCCCAACCCAAAGCAACAUUAAUAUGUGGUGGUAUUGUGUUCCCCAAAAUAUUGUGCACCCUAAUAAACUAAUCUGGGAUCAGAGACAGAACAGCCACUAGAUACCAAGGCUAGAAAAUAGUGGCACUCACACCUUUAAUCCUAGUAUUCCAGAGGUAGAAAUCCCUCUGGAUCUCUGUGAGUUCAAGGCCACAUUGGAAACAGGCAGGCAUGGUGACACACGCCUUUAAUCCCAAGAAGUGAACCUUUAAUCCCAGGGAGUGAUGGCAAAAACAAAAAGAUAUAUAAGGCGUGAAGACCAGAAACUAGAAGCAUUUGGCUGGUUAAGCUUUCUGGCUUUCAAGCAGCAGUUCAGCUGAGAUUCAUUCUGGAUGAGGACUCAGAGGCUUCCAGUCUGAGGAAACAGGAUCAGCUGAGGAACUGGCGAGGCAAGGUGAGGUGGCUGUGGCCUAUUCUGUCUCUCUGAUCUUCCAGCGUUCACCC